UUCUAGGCUGGCCACUUGCAUCGGAAUGUAGGGGUAACAGGCCUGUGCCUGCAAAGUGGGGAUGUGCCCAUGGAGCUGAUUCCGCUCACACCACUGAGAAGACACAGCUACAUCUGUGUUUAUAAAAGGGGAGCAUGUCGACAUGACACACAAGCAGCCUUAGUGACCCUCCAAAUUCCUUUCACAAAUUUCUUUGUCAUCUAUCACUCGCUCUUCCUCACAUAACAUUAGGUUGCCAUCAUGGGUAGCACUUCGGAAGAUGUUUACGACUACAUUAUUUGCGGAGGUGGUACAGCAGGAUGCGUUGUCGCGGGUCGUCUCGCCGAAGAUCCAGAUGUUACGGUGCUAGUACUUGAGGCUGGUCAACAUAACAAAGAUCUGGAAAACGUACAUAUGACGGGAGGAUGGUCAAAUAACUUUGACUCGGAAACAGAUUGGAAUAUAGUCACACCACCUAUGAAAGGAGUCGAUAACCGACAGGUGAAACUGAGCCGAGGCCGCUUUUUGGGAGGCUGCAGCGGAUGCAACGGUACACUGUGUGUGAGAGGUAGCAAGCAAGAUUACGAUGAUUGGGAACUAGAAGGAUGGAGUGGAGAGGAAUUCUUCGCCGCAAUGAGAAAGUCGGAAACAUUCCAUCCCAAAGACUGGUUCCAAGCCGACCCCCAGAGUCAUGGUUACAAUGGCCCUCUGCACACUGAGCCUCACGAUCUUGCCCCAAUCUCGAACCUUCUCAUAGACUCUCUCGUUUCGCAAGGAAUGCCUCUACAUCAUGAUAUGUUUAGCACCGGCGACGUCGCCCACGGAUGCGGUCAUGCACCUCGUACCGUGUACAAAGGUAUCCGUACUACGGGCGGGGAUUUUAUAACCAACGAUUACAACCGAUCCAACGUUACUAUUCAAACCGAUACUACAGUCGACCGCAUCGUGUUGGAAGAAAGUGCAGCUGGGCUCCGGGCGACAGGUGCCGUGACCAGAUUAGCCGAUGGGACCACGCGCACUUUCCACGCGAGAAAGGAGGUUGUCAUUUCCAGUGGUGCUUACUGCAGCCCUGCCGUGCUUAUGCGAUCUGGAAUCGGGGCACGGGAGGAAUUGGAAAAGUUCGACAUUCCUUGCAAGGUUGACCUGCCUGGUGUGGGUAAAAACCUGAUGGAUCAUUUGAUUGUAUUCAUGUUCUACGAAACCGAAAGGGCAGGCCUGACAACUGACUGGCAUGUUUACCACGACGAUAACAUGGAAAAGACAUACGCACAAUGGAAAGAACACAAGACCGGAUUUCUAUCAACAUUUCCUUUCGGCGCCUUUGCCUUCGCCCGCCUGGACGAGCGUCUUAAGGACGAACCACUGUGGCGAGACGCUCCUCGCGAACCUGGCCGUGACCCAAUGGGCCUGACGCCUAAACAACCUAAUAUCGAGUUCUUCACCACCGAGUGCUACGGCGGACCCAAACAGUAUGACCAAUUCCCCGUCGACCACAAACAUGCGUUCUCGAUGAUUGCAGAGCUUUUUGCUCCGAAAUCUCGUGGUACCGUUACCUUGAAAUCUAAGGAUCCCCUGGAAAACCCUAUCGUUGACUGCAACUACCUGGCUGAUCCGAUGGACCUGUUGGUGCUGACCGAGGCAUGCCGCUUUGGAAAUGAGGUUGUCAUGAAAGGGGCUGGAACUAAAGAUAUCGUCAAGGGGUCCUGGCCUUCCAAUCUGACCCAUCAUACCUAUACGACUCGGGAGGAGUGGAUUCCAUAUGUCAAAGAACAUGCCACCACCUGCUAUCACGCCUCCGGAACGUGUGCGAUGGGCAAGGACGACAACCCCCUUGCUGUCCUAGAUAAUAAGCUCAGGGUCAAGGGAGUUGCUGGAUUGCGUGUUGCGGACUGUAGUGUGAUGCCUACCUUGCAUGGUGGACAUACCCAGAUGCCAGCAUAUGGAAUUGGGGAACGGUGUGCCGAUUAUAUCAAGGAGACCUGGUCUGGCUCAUCAGGGGAACGGAUCUUAAGUCGUAUGUAACUGUGGCGAUUACGGCUUUAAGUUAUGAAAUUAUCGAGCCUUGGCAUUGGAAGAUCAAGGUGCUUCAUCAUGAAUGCAUGUCGCAUUACCUAGCGAAGUAUAUAAGUGAAAGCUUGGAUCAGUUGAUCCUAGUACAGCAGACUUUGCUUGCCUCUGGGUUUUUGAUUAAACGAUAUUAUGUAUAUAGUUUGUGACAUUGACAACAAUUUUCAACAGGAAUAAGCAUAAGA
Molecule: messenger RNA, 2231 nt
Organism: Aspergillus caelatus
Lineage: Eukaryota; Fungi; Ascomycota; Eurotiomycetes; Eurotiales; Aspergillaceae
Product: GMC family oxidoreductase
Exons: 6
Coding region: 241-2001 (586 amino acids)
Molecular function (GO): flavin adenine dinucleotide binding; oxidoreductase activity, acting on CH-OH group of donors
Source: RefSeq, a predicted model, not a curated record